CAGGCGGAGCUGUUUCAGAUUCACAGAUCUGAGUGGAGGGCUACCUUGUUUUAGAUGUGCAAGCAGCAUUCGAAACAAAAAUGGGAAAAGGCUACAUCUGUAUAAUGGAAUGAAAGGGAAGUUACUGCUCUCUACAUUAGGAAAACCUGCCAAAGGAGAAAAGGAAUCAUGCCCCUCUUCCUCAUUAUUUAUACCAUUUGGAAAGGAAAUGCCAUUAUUGAGAUGGAGCAGAAAAGACUCCAAAGAUGUGAACAGUAUGUCAACUGACACUGAAGACAUGAAUAGUGUAAAAGUAAACAGGGGGCAAAAGAAGACAAAGGAGCAACACUGUAGCAGAGCAGCCAGAAAGAAGUCAAACAUGGAGGAACACCUCACGGAAGACUACGUCACAUCUGGAAAAAAGCAGGGUGUUCAUAUAAAAAAAUCAAGGUGUGUGAUGUCAAACAAGAAAGAAACCUGCAAGCUGGAAAAGGAAACAGAAAAAUUCCACGUGACAACAUGCGUGGUAAACUGGAGCGAGAAGCCGAAACCUGAAGAACACUGCAUAACUUGGGAAAGAGAAAAGGAAUCAUGCCCCUCUUCCUCAUUAUUUAUACCAUUUGGAAAGGAAAUGCCAUUAUCGAGAUGGAGCAGAAAACACUCCAAAGAUGUGAACAGUAUGUCAACUGACACUGAAGACAUGAAUAGUGUAAAAGUAAACAGAGGGCAAAAGAAGACAAAGGAGCAACACUGUAGCAGAGCAGCCAGAAAGAAGUCAAACAUGGAGGAACACCUCUCAGAAGACCACGUCACAUCUGGAAAAAAGCAGGGUGUUCAUAUAAAAAAAUCAAGGUGUGUGAUGUCAAACAAGAAAGAAACCUGCAAGCUGGAAAAGGAAACAGUGGAAGAGAGGCAUCAACUCUGGAAGGAAACAGCAGUAAGGGAUCUCUGUGGUGAUAUGUCCAACUCAGAGUUGGAACUCAGCGAUGACAGUGAAAGCAUUCUCUAUUCAAAGAACACAUCUCUGCUGAGGGAUCUGAGGGGAGAGGACGAGGGUAGCCAUAGCCAUGUUGCUAAUGGUGCAGUUUCUACAUUUGGUUCAAGUAGACUAGGAUAUUCCAACAGUUUGGACCUGAACCAGCUGUACACGGAGUGCAAGGAAAUGACCAUGAGCCAAGAGGAGAAAGAGCACAAUCUAGAAACACAGGUGGAAGCCAUGAUAUCCAUGCUGGAAUCAUGUGAUCUGGUGGAGCAGUUGGUCCUGAGGAACACUGGGAUUACUGAUGAGCUUUUGAACUGUCUUGUCACUGCACUCAAGAAUAGCCCUUCUGAGGUGGUGCUGAUCAACCUGAACCUGAACAACAUCGGACCUCCUGGAGUACAGAUUCUGCUUAACCUAGUGAAGCUCAACCCACAGGUCAAGGGUCUACUGUGAGUCAUCAUACUUUGUACAUUUACUUCAGGCUGCUUAUGUUUUACAUACCAUUCCUGAAAAAAAGGUAUACAACUAAUGAUGGGCAAGAAGAGAAAUUCAAGCUGUUGCGCCAUUUAGCUCUAUAUUAAUUAUGCAAAAGGGGUUCCGAAAUUACCUUGCUUCAACAUCUUGAGUUAGUGGAGAGAAAAGAGUUUUUUUCUUUUUUUAAAAGAAACAGUGCAAUGCAGUCUUAAAGUGCGGUUUUAGAUGUUUGCCAAUUAAUCUGACUUCUUGAAUGAUUGGGGAAGUUAUUUCCAACACUGUGGGGUGAGGACAGAGAAGAGCUGGGGCCACAAGGACCAGCUGCCAGGUGCUACAAUAAUUGGGACAGCUAGCUGGAGAUACAAGGAUGAAUGACUUACUGAAAUAUAUGGUGUAAUCAUUUUAAGAUACACAGGGACAGUACCAUUCACAGCUUAGUAUGCCAGUGUGAGUGGUUUGAAUUGAACGUGGGCAGCCACCGGAAGCCAGUGACGGUUGUUCAGAAGUGGCGUGGUGUGUGUGAAUUUAGGCAUGUUGAAGACUGCUUGGCAGCAUUCUGGAUUAGUUUCUGAAGCAAG
Messenger RNA from Anguilla anguilla (European eel), 2013 nucleotides. RefSeq lists its product as uncharacterized. NCBI's taxonomy places the organism in Eukaryota, Metazoa, Chordata, Actinopteri, Anguilliformes, Anguillidae. Bases 110 to 1414 code for a protein of 434 amino acids. The record is from RefSeq and is a predicted model, not a curated record. The transcript has 8 exons.